Girardinichthys multiradiatus is the source of this 4624-nucleotide messenger RNA. RefSeq names its product Abelson helper integration site 1 (gene ahi1). Bases 885 to 4295 code for a protein of 1136 amino acids. The record is from RefSeq and is a predicted model, not a curated record. Gene Ontology annotation, biological process: motile cilium assembly. Gene Ontology annotation, cellular component: ciliary basal body. Lineage: Eukaryota; Metazoa; Chordata; Actinopteri; Cyprinodontiformes; Goodeidae. The transcript is spliced from 25 exons. Gene Ontology annotation, molecular function: protein binding.
UGAAACUUUUUCCUAAAAGAGUGUAAUGAUUAUGCUGAUAUCAACAUACUGGAACUUAAUUCGGGGAGUUUAUAUGAAUCAUGGGUUCAGCUGUGUUGUCUAUUUUUAUUCUGAAUGUGAUAAUUUAACAGAUCAUUUAUCACGUUUUUAUACUAUAAAGGUCUUGUGUUUUGCAUUUAAAUGUUAUUAAAACGUCUUAGUCUAAAAGAAAAUUGAAGUAAAAUUAAAAUUGGGAAUACCCAUGCAAAGUAUUUAAUUUUAGUUGUUACAUAUUAUAUAUGACUAAGUGAUUUCAAAGAAGUCAUAGGAAAUAAGUAGGGAUGCACCAAUAUCACAAUUCAGGCCGAUAUCGAUAUCCAAUAUUAAUAUCCGAUAACGGCCGAUAACUGCUAUUUACCGAAAUUAUGUAUCAUAUAUAUCUCACUACUCUUUCAACACAGUGAAAAAACGACCACACCGCUGACAUUGCUCCUCUGCUUCAGUAAUCACCCUACAGUCCUGCACUGCAUCAUUAUCACUGUCACAUGCCCAAACAAAUACCACAUGGCCAACCCCUUCCACUUCAAGAACACACACACAAACAGUAACAAGAUGGUAAUAAAUAUAGGUUAUUAAUAUCGGGCCAGUUUUACUUAUCGGGCCGAUACCGAUGUCAAUGCCGUUAUAUCGUGCAUCCCUAUAUGAUAAUGUGAACUUUUCUAGGUGAGAGUGAAGAACGAGCAAAGACCCGGGAACGAUUUAACGAAGUUUUCAAGAAAUAUACGGAAUCAGAGAAGAAAAAGUCAAAGGACAGCACUGAAGCAAAGGAAACUAUUGUGCUCCAGAAUCUGAGAAAAAAACUCAACCUUGAAAAUGACAACGAUGAUGAGACCGUUCUGCAAAACAUGCGUGAUCCAGAAGAGGACAGCCCACGUUACACCAAGAAUAAAAGAAAGGAAAAGGAAGUAGCACAAAAGGUUUCUGUCAACAACAGCAAAAACCAAGAGGAGGGUAAAACAUCUAAAGUAAAGAGGAAAAGCAAGAGGGACCUUCCUCCCUUACCUGUACCUAAGGCCAACACCGGUGACAUCCAAAGGGAUACAAAUUCUGCUAAGCCUGAAAAUGCUGUAGAUCUAGAAGAUGCUGAAGGUGGAAAGGAACCAAAACGGAAGAGUAAGAAAGGAAAAAGCAAAGACGGCACAAAGGUUACAGCAGAGAGCCAGGUGGAGGAUGCAGAAGACAAACUGCUUUAUGAAUACCAGCAGCAGAUGGAACAGGAAGAAGAGAGGACCUUGAAAAAAACAAGAAUCAAAGAGGGGGAUGACAGCACUACUUUGCAAAAUAUUAGCCUGAAUGACAAUAUGGGGAAAAAGAAGCUGAAAUCUGUCAACACUGAGUCAGAUGUAGGAGAUCAAGAAGAAGACAGAGACCAAGAGGCUGAUGAUGAAAAUGAGACAGAAUCGAAGGGAAAGAAGAAAAAAAAAAAGAAAAAACAUGUUGUCCAAGAGGAGAGUGAGGCUGAGCUGGAAGGAUCAGAAAAGCAGACCUUUGAUGACAGCCUUGUGCUGGGAGUGUUCAUUCAUAGAACCGAUCGCCUUGAGACGGAUUUACUGAUCUCACACCCCAUGGUGAAGAUCCAUGUCGUCGAUGAAACCAUAGGGCAGUAUGUGAAGAAAGAGGACUGCCAUCGGCAUGUGUCUUCGUUUUAUGAAAGAGAGAAUGUUGACCACGUUCUCCCAAUCAUGACGCAACCCUUUGACUUCAGGAAGAACAAAUCCAUCAUCCCUGAGUGGCAGGAACAGAUCAUAUUCAAUGAACGGUUUGGUUACUUUGUCCAGCAAACUGAUGCAGCCCCCACAGUUAUACUCUUCUUCGAAAUCCUUGAUUUUGUGACUAUGGAGGAGGCAAAAGCCAACAACGAUGUUGAGAAGCAUGAGCGAGGGUUUCGAAAGAUUGCUUGGGCAUUUCUUAAGCUUGUUGGCGCAAAUGGGAUUCUGAAUAUUGAGAGCAAACUUCGCCUUCAGCUCUUCUGUCCUCCACCUCGGGCAAAGAGACAACCUAAAACUGUAGAGGUGUUUGAGUGGUGGAGGAAGUACCCAAGAACCAAAUACGCAUCCACGCUCUAUGUCACUGUGAAAGGAAUCAAACCCCCAGAGCACGUGGACCCUGGUAUCCGGUCCAUGAUGGCAUUACAGGAGGAGAGAGGCAGCACCUCCUAUAGCGAGCUGCAAAAUGAGGUCACCAAGAGAAGCCUGACACAACGCGCUGACAGCAAGCAGCCCGUCUUGAGAUGGAGCCGACUGCCCGGGCAGAUCUGUCGAAUUCCUAACAAGCACAUUUUAGCUUUCCGUGGUGGUAAGAUGGGCUGUUUCACGGUCCUGUUUUCUCAUGCUGGAACCAUGCUGGCGGCUGCUUGUGCGGACAGAGAUGCUUUUCCUGUUGUUGUGUAUGAGAUUCCCUCUGGUAAGGUAAUGACUGCUUUCAGUGGUCAUCUGAAAAUUGUGUAUGAUCUCUGCUGGUCCAGAGAUGAUAAAAGCCUGUUGUCUGCCUCCUCAGAUGGAACUGUCAGAGAGUGGAAUGUAGGAAGGCUUCUAGAGACUGCCCAGAAGGUGCUGGUUCACCCGUCCUUUGUAUAUUGUGCUCGGUACCAUCCCAGCGCCCAGAACCUGGUGGUGACCGGGAGCUACGACUGCCUGAUACGAGUGUGGAGACUUGAUGUGGAAGAUGUGAACGGCCAGAUGGUGCAGGAGUUUGAGGCUCACAGCAGCUUCAUCAACACACUGUGUUUUGACUCUGAAGGAAGAAGAAUGUUCUCUGCAGACAACACAGGCAUCAUCAUUGUGUGGAAAACUUCAGUAAAUCCCAGCAAACAGCGCCAACAUCCAUGCCAUCACUGGUCUAUAGAGAUGAAAAUGGAUGAGAGUGACCUUAGUGGCAUCCCUAUCAACAUGCUGCAGCUCCAUCCAAAUGGGCGCUGUCUGCUCAUCCAUGCCAAAGACAGCAUCCUCAGGAUGAUGGACCUGAGGAUUUUGGCCACGAAGAGGUAUACUGGUGCAACAAACUACAGAGAGAGAAUUUACAGCACUUUCACACCAUGUGGGAAUUUCAUCUUCUCUGGUAGUGAGGAUGGGAUGGCAUAUGUCUGGAAUACAGACACAGGAGACCAACUAGCAGUGUACUCAGAGCUUUGUUACUGCACUGCUCUCCAUAGCGUCUCCUUCCAUCCUCAUGAGAACAUGGUAGCUUUCUGUGCUUUCGGUCAGAAUCAGCCUGUGCGGGUUUAUCUGUACGAUCGCAAAGUUUCCCAGCUGGAGAUGCACAACGUUAACGCAUUGAGCAGAUCAGCAUCUCUAGACACUAAAACCAUCCGAAACACUCCUGACUCUGUGAGGCUGCAGGAGAUGUUGACUCCUUCAGCCAUGGAUCAGUUUGCCCACACAGCUAGACUUGCCCUGAAAAUGCAGUCUGUUAAAGAACAGCUGGAUUCAGUUCUUGAAUCACAUAGAAUGUCUUCAGCUGCUGGAUUCAGUUUUGAUCAGGACAAAGUGGACAUGACAGGCAGGAGCUUCACAUCUGAUGUUGGCACAACGGGAUUAAAUGUUUCACUACCUCUGCUCUCGCCUCACUCCAAGCUGCAGCUCUCUGGUUCUUUGGCCGACCAGCUCAUCCCACAAGCAGCUCUGAACACACAAAGCCGAGGCUUCAGUCCGAUCAGUCAGAGGCUAAAAGGAGCCGCGUCUUUUAAACUACAUUCAACUCUCCCUGAUCCAACCUCCUCGGGUUUUUAUGAACCAGAUUCAGUCCUUGUUCAACAAAUAGUCGUUUCCCUCUAUGAUUACGAAGCAAAUCGAUCUGAUGAGCUGACCAUCCGGCGUGGUGACGUCAUCCAAGUACUGUACAAAGACAAUGACACCUGGUGGUUCGGACGCCUGGUCAACGGGCUGCAAGGAUAUUUUCUUGCUUCUUAUGUAGUAGAUCAGCGUGAGUUUAUGGAGGAGUCUGCAGAGCGGGACCAGGCUUCGUUGGAAAAGACUGUUGAGAGGUCAACGCCCACAAGGGUAUCCGCAGCAGUUAGUUCUUCAGGGGAACUUAGAUUUUUCUCUGAGCCAACCUUUUCCGACACCGAACCUGAGCUGGCCAAUGCCAAAACUAGAAGAAAAAAGGUGAAAAAGCCAAGAGCACCCGUGGCUCAGACCGCUUCAUCAGACGUGGACAUUUCAGGCUCAGCUAGAAGCAGGAGACGGGCCAAGCCAACCCACAGACCUCUACCAAAGAGACCAACAGGCCAGACUAACGCUGCCUUUGAACCUGAUUAAUGACACCAGUCAGGCUUUUAUCUCUGCCCGCUUUAUCAUAGCAGGUGGUUUGGACUUUUUUUUUUCCCGGUUUUUUUUUAAGGUAUAUUUAUAUGCAUUGUUAAGAAUAAAUUUGUAUUUUUUUGUAUGAAUUUAGAAAUGCCAUUUUCUUAACACCAUUAUAAAUACUUAAUAAGUUAAAAUGUUUUUAUUUCACUGUAAAGAUAGAUGUGGUUCAAAAACCUUUAAAGAUGCCAAAAGGCAGCAUUCGGACACUAUGAGAAAAUUGCAAUUCUGUAAUCACUAUUAAAACGUAAUAAUUGUCUAAUAAAACCUUGAGCCACAUGGAA